CUGAAUCAUUUCGUACAGCGAAGGUGCCGUAAGAGACAGCCGUGAUAUUGUUACAGUGGUAGAGCGUGCAACGCCUUCUCUACCCCUGUCCUAUUUGGAACUGAGGGACGGACGGUGAAAAUACAGGAAGAAACAGUAUUUGUCCUACCAGUGCUGUCGGUCUGUGAAUCUUUUCACUCUCAUAUCUCUUUUUUCUGCCAAACAUUGGAAUAUGAACUUUUAGCUACCUGCACUACGUUUCAUUCGGACAUUCAGAACAUUUUUGCGAAGGAAUUUUUGUCUGUUGAUUUACACUGUUGCUGAGUCUUCGUUUAGGAGAAUCGUUUACGCAGUAUGGCAUAACUGAUGGAUGAAACGCAAUGCGAACAUUAAAAGGCAGUCUGACUUCCAUAAACUUUUCUUCGUCGUAUGUUUCAUUUCGGAUUUAAUUCCAUCUGGCUUUGGAAUUAUCCUCUGCGGUUCCUCUAUCACUGUUUUUAUUAAUUGUAUAACCAUAAAAUAGUGUUAAUAAUGCGUCAAAAUUCUGGAGAGACCUCAAGGCUAUUUCCGUGCUUGCACCAGGACACUGAGGCACACUGCAUGGCUGGACUCGGAGACUAAAAUACGGGGACAAGGUUGCUCACCCUUGCCAUACCUCCGGAGCGCAACGGCGGGCAGGUGUGCCUUGUGUGCGCUUGUUGUCGGCUGUCCACCAGCUCCGCUGCUUGAGCGGGUUGGUAGUGGAUAUUAACGGUACCAUCCGAGGAGACCGCGUGUCAUGCGGGCUUGGAAGUCAAGUACUAGAAGGCUUUAAACCCGUGGACAGUCGCUGAUAGAUACGAGGAUAUGGGAUCCCUGAUGCAAGGCAGGUGGCUAAUGGUGCCACUGCUGUUGCAGGCCUGGCUGUUAGCAUCUCCAAGCAGUGUCCGUGAGCGUCCGUGUCCUCAGAGCUGUCGCUGCGAUGGGAAGAUAGUCUACUGCGAGUCCAACGCUUUUCGUGACGUGCCAAAGAACGUCUCCAGUGGGUGCCAGGGCCUGUCUCUGCGUUACAACAGCCUGGUGAGCCUCAGGGCUGGGCAGUUUUCUGGUCUCAGCCAACUCAUCUGGCUCUACCUGGACCAUAACUACAUCAAUUCCGUGGACAGUCAAGCCUUCCAAGGUGUACGGAGGCUCAAGGAGCUGAUCCUGAGCUCCAACAAGAUCACGCAACUCCAAAAUGCAACUUUCCACGCUGUGCCGAACUUACGCAAUCUUGACCUGUCAUACAACAAGCUGCAGGGCCUUCAGCCUAACCAGUUCCAGGGCCUGCGCAAGUUGCUCAGUCUCCACAUUCGCUCAAAUUCCCUGAAAAGCGUUCCUGUACGAGUCUUUCAGGACUGUCGCAACCUAGAAUUUCUGGAUCUGGGCUACAACCGAUUACGUAGCCUCACUCGUAAUGCUUUUGCAGGACUGCUUAAACUGACGGAGCUUCACUUAGAACACAACCAGUUCUCCAAAAUCAACUUCUCACACUUUCCACGCCUCUACAACCUGCGAGCACUGUACCUGCAGUGGAACCGUAUCCGGUCAAUCAGUCAGGGUCUCACCUGGACCUGGACCUCUUUGCAAAAACUAGACCUCUCUGGAAAUGACCUGCAGAUUGUGGACGCCAGCAUCUACCAGUGCCUGCCUAACCUACAGACACUCAAUCUGGACUCCAACAAGCUCAGCAAUGUGUCUCAGGACGCAGUGGUUGCCUGGAUCUCCUUGACCACCAUCAGCCUGGCAGGCAAUGUGUGGGAUUGCAGUCCCAGCAUCUGCCCCCUAGUGGCCUGGUUGAGGAAUUUCAAGGGAAACAAGGAGACCACCAUGAUUUGUGCUGGACCUAAGGAGGUCCAGGGGGAGAAGGUGAUGGACGCUGUGGAAACUUACAGUAUCUGCAAAAUCACUCCGGCCCCUGCUAUCUCAACACCAUCCACUCUUCCAAACACUCCUUCCAAAGCUGAACGUUUUCCCAUUCCCACUUUAUCAAGAGUGGGUGAGGGGCUUUCCCAGGGUAGUUUACCCAGCCCCACACCCUCAGGGGCCACCUCAACCAUCCCAGAGCAGUUUGAGCACGUUUCAUUCCACAAAAUAAUUGCUGGGAGCGUGGCACUCUUCCUGUCAGUGGCCAUGAUACUGCUGGUGAUCUAUGUGUCGUGGAAGCGCUACCCCAGCAGCAUGAAGCAGCUGCAGCAGCACUCCAUGGUCCGCAAGCGCAGGAAAAAGGUGCGGGAGACAGAACGCACCCUCAACUCCCCCCUGCAGGAGUAUUAUGUGGACUACAAACCCACAAACUCUGAGACCAUGGACGUGCUGGUCAAUGGGACAGGCUCCUGCACCUACACCAUCUCGGGCUCCAGAGAAUGUGAGCAGAUUCCACACCAGGUGAGUGCACUGACAUUCUACAGAUAUGAGCAACCCAUAGUGGACUACUGCCAGGCUCACCAACCACUGCAUCUCAACAUGAACUACGAGGGUCCCCCCCAGGGACUGGAGGACCGGGUUCCACGAGAGCGUGGGACCAUUCAGACUAUUGCCCUCCCCACCGUGCCUGCAGCUCCUCUCACGGACCCCCGGACCCCCCCACAGUGAUGUCUGCUGAGGAGGGGUGCACUGUCCCCGUUUUCCUCCCUCCGAAUGGGUCAUGACCAAAACUGAGAACGCAACCCAGGCUGGCAUGGAUAUACGGAGGAGUGGUGACAACAGUGGGAACUGCAGGGGCCUUAUUGAUGGAAUCAGCUGCAAGUUUCCUUUGUGUUUGGUAGCUCUGAACAGGGUGCAACUGUAGUGAAGCAGUACAGGCUAUCACUGUGGUGGGAAUGAGAAAAUAGCUAAUUAAAGGCUGCGGUAAGAUGCUGUAUCUUACAUCCAAAUAGUUACUCCUAAUGUUCUGUGACUUCUUCAUUUUGGAAAGAAGUGUCUUUUCUGGGUCUUGUUUUUUACCGUUUGUUCGUGAAAUCAUCUACAGCUGCCUAGAAAAAAAAGAAGAUAUCUAAAUAUUUAAAUGUAAUUCAAUUAUCAUUAUUGCACUUACUGCCUCAGCUAUAUACAGCUCUUUAUUUGAGGAAUUAAUGCUGGCACUCUCCCAAUGUCGUGCAAGUAAUUAAAUUGAGUCUGCAAAGAAUCUGGAAAAUGUUGCGAUGGGGAAGACAAUUGCAGAACAAAUUCAAGUUUAACAGAGCUCAAAGGUUUCUUGCUGUUGCUUCUAAUAAGGUUUCAAUCAGUGGUCGGACAUGCAGUCAAAUAUUUACCAUUAUUAGAUUAUUAGGGGUGAGCUGUCCCGAUUAAACUAUUCAAAGUGGGGUGUGGAAAAUGUGUUGAAUUGAAGGGUGUGAAAGCGUAGUGACAAAUUGAAUGUCCUACAAAAGUCAUGUAUCUAUGCUAUUUUAAAUGCAAAGAAUGCCUUGCUUAUGUUAUUUGCUGUUUAUUUUUUAUUUAUUUAUUUUAUUCUUUGAUUUUUUUUUUCUUUUGCUGCUGAAUUUUUCCAAUACCAGUAUUAACCUCUGUGUGACCUAACACACUACUUGAGUUGACACGCUGAUGUAGCCUUUGGUGAGAAAAGCACUAGCCAACUCUUUUUGGACAAACAUUACAAGGACUUAGUAACUGCUGAACCCACAACAUAAUAAUUUACUCAAGGUUGCUCGCUCCUAAUAAUCUAAGAAGUUUGCUGCUUAAAUGUAAAAGUAAUGAUUAUUCGCCUGACACCCAAAUACCCGUGAACUUGUUUAAAUCUAUUAAGGAAUUUGCCAGUGACUUUGGGGCUUUCAUUUUCAUAUAACUGAUAUGUACAAGAUGCUUUUUUACCAUGACCCUGUAGCCCAGUUGAUUCAGUAGUGGGAGGAUGCCUGUAAAAUCUGCAGUAAACCCAGAUGCUUGCAGACUGAAGAAGCCUGAGUGUGCCGUGGUGUUUUAUAUGAAGAAUAUACACUGAAGGUCACCUGGGCCCAACUGCCCAGCAGUAUUGAUCGUUCUCCGUGCUGUCUGUCACUUGUGGACGUAUAGUCUCUGUUCCUUGGCCCGAAACCCAAUCUACCCAGUUCUAUGACGUACAGUCAGCAGUGCAGGACACAGGAUGCUGGAAGGCUGGACCAGGGGGACACAUCAAGGACCUUCUGUGUGACCCCACAAAAUAAAGGGACGCUCUUCAGGUCACCUGACUUUCGAAGAUGCUGAAGGAAUGUCAAAAAACCUAUCUGAAACAAAAAAAAAGCCCAGCUGGACUUGUGAAUCUUGUAAAUAGAGAGUAAUAAAAUAAAGAAAAAACGAUGUCUUUGCUUCUUCAGAAACACAACCUCCUGGAGAAGAGGAGCCUUAUCUUAAAUCCAGGUGAGCCCAGAUAGAUAGCAGGGUGUCUACUGUAAAAAUGGAGAUUUGAGGUUGUGAGGAAAUUUGCAAUAUUUUGCAAUAUUAGCUUUCUGGUUUUAUGAUGGAUAUAUAUGUGUUUUCUUCUGCUUUAUUCCAUAUUACAUGUUUUUCUGUUCUGUCAAAUCAUAUAGCCUACAGCUACAUUCCAAGGAAGUCGAAGUCCAAACCAAUGAUCUUGCCUUUACGUUGAAAUAAAAUCACUUAUAACGUGAGUGGUUUUGGAAAUUCUUUAGAAAUACACUUUUUAUUCUUAAACAUGCCAUUGUCACUUUGAGAAGGCAGAACUUUUGUUGGAAAAUGUUAAGAAAGGCUGUUGGUUAUGUUAAAUGUACUGUGAACAGUUAGCUUUUCAACAGCAGUGUGGGCGUAAAGGAUAUUAUUAUUUUGUCUUGAAAAUUACUUUGUAUUUUUAGAUUUAUCUUCAAUGGAGAAAGAAUAAUUGCUUAUGAAACACUAAGCAAAUCUGAGAGAAGAUCUAAUAUCAACAUACCAAUACCUAGUGCUGGACCCAUGAAACUGACAAAUCAACAUCUUAAAAAUGAUUAGCCAGAACAUAUGGGCCCUAUUAAACUCCAAGCCCUCCUUUCAUUGCUUUAAUAUGCCAUGAAGACUGAGUAAACCUGCUCUUUCCCCUGUCUGGAAAUUAAAUGCAAUACGAUAUCAAUUAAUUUGCAUAGUCGGUAAUGAGAAAAUGAAUCUGCAGUCUAACAAAAACUGGACAUUGCACCCUUGAUAGCCAAGUCCACAAGGUUGAGCUGGCGUUUGUUGCUAUUAUCUGCACUUAUACCCACUCUUGGGGUUCUUCAUUUACUCAGUGCCACUCUCCCAUUUGAAGUCUUUUGCAACACCUGUCAUUGAAGUUCCCAGCAUGCAUCAUGCUUACUCAUAGUAUUGAAUUAGCUUGGGCUGUGAGAUUUGUGGUGCUGAGUUAAGCUGCCUGUGUAUUUGUUGAUUGCAAACUGAAAUCAAUAUAAAUAAGCAAGAGUGCAACAGUUAAGCUCAGCUGUCAAUCAGUGUACAUGUACAGAACAAAAGAGAAAAGAAAGAUCAAUUUCCACUGAAGGCUUGAUUGAUUGCUGUUAUCUCUUAAUUGUUGUUUGAAUACAUUGUACAUCAUAAAGUUGAAUAUUUAAAGAACAGGAGGAGAGAUGUUAUCUGUUGCUGUGAAUUGUAAGUUUUAUGAAAUGUCGUUUGCAUUAAUAAUGGCCCGUGAUGUUACUUAGCUUCCUUUUGGUAUCUUUACAGUACACUGCAAAUUAUUACAUAAUUGCAUCUCAUUUUUGUUAAUGUAAUUGCAUUUAAAUAUUGCUCAGCCACUUUUUAAGAUUAACACUAUGCGCGUAUGCAAUUACACAUUACGUCUAAGGAAACAUUCUUGACUAGUCUUUUUCACUGUUUGAAUAUGGGCAGAAAUAUUGGAAUCCUAAUGCUGAUGUAAACGUACCAUGAUGACAGUUAAAAGAAGCGAACCGAGACCACCGCAGAGGGGUGGCGGUCACCAAUCAUUUGGAACUGAAGGUGUAUUUAGGAUGACAGUCCAGUGAAAAUUUGUGUGCGCUGUGAAAGCGAACCCGUUGAGCUGCGACAGCCAAUGAAAGAGCGCCAGGCUGUGAGCCUGAUGGGUUGCGAGAUUCCUUAUUCGCUUCCGGUCCAGCCACCUCAUGUUCUCCAGAUGUCGCCCGUGAAUCCUUUCUAACCUGAAAGGACGGCACUGUUUACACACUGUAAAGAGAGAUUGCAGUACAUAGGGUGUCUGUAAUCACCGUCCUUUCUGUUCGUUUUCCAGAACACAGUUGUGCUGUGUGAACCCAAAUAGAAUUCUGGUGUACAUGUCACAAUGUAGAAAUUUGCCAAAAGAAGCAGUCUUUAUUUUGUUAGCUAAUUUUAAAUGAAAUCUUAAAAUGAAUUCCCCUGGGCUGAAAGGAGACAAAUCUAAAUUGGUAAAAAUAAAUAGUUUAUUAAAGAUGUAUUACGAUUGAAAUCACUUGUGAUCGCAAUCAGAUGUGAAAGUGCCCUCAAUUACCUUAAUGUACACAAGAGUUUAAUUUGAUGCCUGACACAACCUUAGUUACACUGCAUUACUGGCAGUGCAUACUGCUUAUGUAACUGUGAUGUAAUUCUGGAAGAGUUACUGUAUUUUUGUUCCACUUGUUUCUUUUGCGCUUUAUGACAGUAUUCUGCGCAUUUAACAUCAUGUUGUGCAGCUUCACAUGACUUGAAAAUGAGAAAGAAAUGGAGUAUGGAGGUGGGCAUAGACAACACUGUGCAUGAGACAUAACCCAGACUCUAUCAUUUAGAAACAUAUUCGUAAAACUGGGGGAUGUUUUUUACCAGAUGCUGAGCAAAUAAUUGAAAUAGCAUUUCCAGUGAUUAUAAGACCUGACGAGUUGUGCGUAUUAUAAAGUGAAGGACACAGUAGCUAUCUCUAUGGCAUUCUAAUCUGUUGCUGUAAGAAUUAACCCACAGAGUUUGUUACCUUACACUAACUAUGACCAGCUAUGAGACAAAGAUGAAACCAUAGAAUCGCAUUCCCUAUCCAUCCGCAGCGCUGGUUUUAUGUUUCUUAUUCUGUGCACACCUGGUGUUCCCCAGGCAGGGUAUCUUUGACUGUUAAUAAAGAACUAUCAACAUAGGGCCAGUGUGAGAACCACCCUCUUUUCCUAAGCUGCGAUGAAAGACCAUCUCUGAAGCUGGCUGUCUUCUCAUUUCCCUUAUCUUUGUUCUGUACAAUGCAAGGAUAACAGGAUUUUCCAAGCUGUGCAACAGUGGAUUUUUGGUUAGUUUUCAGUUUCCGGCUUUAUUUUUUUUUAUUUAUUUGUUUAUUUUUCGGAGUCUGAUUAAAAUUGACACCUGCAGCAAAAAAGAAAAGUUUGGCUUGUUUUUUCCCCAGAAUUUGUGGAGGACAGAGCAUUCAGACUCUCAACUGGCCCUUGAAAACAGAGAACAGAUUUCAAUCACACUCCUUUAGAACUGUUAUUGUGAUCUAGGCAACACUGCUUCCCCUUCCCUUUAGGCAUAGUCUUGCAUCCCUGCUGGAAUGUCUCAUUUGACCAAAAGGAAUGUGGCCAGUGGGUUGAGCAUUGCAAGGAAGCACACUUUUACUUCUUAUCUCUGUUCUUAUAAACUACAAAAUGCAGAUCCCCAGACAUAAAGACAGACAGAGAGAAUGAGAAUGGGAUACAGAAAAGAGAAGAUAUAGCUGAUGAUAUCAUCUGUGGCAUUGGGGAACGAGAGACCAGACAUUAAACAAUUGGUUCUUGUCAAGCAUGGCUCAGGGGGAGAUUGUCAUAAACAGGCCAAGAUGCUUCUGUUACGGCAAUGUGAAUGAAAACCCAGCAAAGCUACACAAUGUUUUCAUCUCAUUAUUGAGAUAUGGCCCAUGUCCAUCGGUGGAAAGAACCGAGCAGCAAAUGGGUUUGUUUCCGUAUUCUGGCUUGUCAGUAGACUAUAUAGUAAAAUCAUUACGUAUAUAACUCCCAAACACAUGUCCAGCAGUCUCUAAUGCAUGUGUUCAAUUACCCAUCAGUGAUUUUGGGUUUUUGACUAUGACCGAUUCUAAAAUAAAAAUUUGACGCCUGGUGCUUUUGCUUUUCUCAGCAAUUUUAUCAUUGUGCUGUGAUCCUGCUGGGCCAAACAUUUGGUGUAAGUCAUGUUGAAUUGUUAUGUGUGAGUAUGGUCUAUUGUUUCUUGCUGAGGCCUUGCAUAGUUUCCUUCAGCAGCUGUAUCCCCCCAUGGUUCUUACAGAACAUUCUAGGUGGUUGUUUGGAUACUGUGCUGAGAGAGAAAGACAAGAAAAUGUACAUGUAAAUUUUUUUUACUGUAUCACAAAUGCAGUAAUCCAGCAUCUGCAUCAUAAAGCUUUUUGCCUUUUCCAGCAUAACCACAGGAUGUAAAUAGCUUGUAUCACCCCGAGGUCAAUUUCCAAAAUAAAACAUCUAUUGC
Anguilla anguilla (European eel) is the source of this 8310-nucleotide messenger RNA. Its product is annotated as leucine-rich repeat transmembrane neuronal protein 4. Bases 826 to 2592 code for a protein of 588 amino acids. NCBI's taxonomy places the organism in Eukaryota, Metazoa, Chordata, Actinopteri, Anguilliformes, Anguillidae. The transcript has 3 exons. Gene Ontology annotation, molecular function: protein binding. Gene Ontology annotation, cellular component: plasma membrane. The record is from RefSeq and is a predicted model, not a curated record.